Molecule: messenger RNA, 954 nt
Organism: Prorocentrum cordatum
Lineage: Eukaryota; Dinophyceae; Prorocentrales; Prorocentraceae
Source: the annotation of a GenBank genome assembly
AUGCACGAGAGCUGGUAUGAUGGGGACACGCAGCUGGAACCGGCGUACGCCUUCGAUCGCGGCCUGCAGAUCGAGGGCCUGCCCGGCGGCGACGACGUUCACCCAUUGCUGCGUUCCUGGAACAGCUCCGCCUUCCAGGUGGGCUCUGGGGCCUCCCGCCUCACCAUGCUGGGCGGGCCAGGCAGCGCGGUAGGCUGGCACCGCCACGGCUCCUCAGCGCAGAUGAUGCCGCACGGCCGGAAGAGGUGGUUCUUCUAUCCGCUGGACAGGUACCCGCCCGGGGACGGGCCCGGCGGCGGUUUCGCGCUCUCAGACUGGCUGCGGGUGGUCUAUCCAACGUUGUCGAGGGACCAGCGGCCGCUGGAGUGCAUCCAGCUGCCUGGAGACACCGUCUACGUGCCAGAGGGUUGGUACCACGCCGUCCUCAAUCUUGCAGAUUCCGUGGCCGUGGCGGUGCAGAACGACCACUUCGUCGACAGGCCCACCGAGGCCCUGAAGGGCGUCUCUCUCGGGCACGUGCGCCACAUGAGGCAGGCCCAGCCUGAGCUGUUGACUGCCCUGGUGCGGGAGGCACGGGAGCUCAUGCGCCGCUACCCCGACAGCGACCUGCACGCGCGGAAGGUGAUGUUCUACGCGGCCAUGGACACGAGCCACGAGGAAGCCGUCGAGGCGGUGCUCGGGGGGACGGCCCGGGACCCCUUCCACGUCCCCAUGCAGUACGAGAUGGCGGUCUGGCUGCACGGCCGGGCGAAGGGCGGGGACGAGCUCGCGUUGCGCACGUUCCAGAGGGUCAUGGAGGUGUGGGACGUUGCGGCGGAUCUUUUGAAGAACACGAGGAAUCUGAAGGCAUUGUGGAUCCUGGACAGAUAUUACGGGCUCGUGGGGCAGAAGGACUUGUCACGGCACUACCACGCGCGAUUAGUUGAUCUGCAUUCUCGGGGCAUCGACCGUUGA